AUGUCAUCUGGACAAUCGUCUAGGCAGAGAUCAAGGUCCACCAGGUCUUCAGCAUCACAUUCACAAUCACACGAGGGCAGACGAUUAAACAGCAGAGGCUCAGCGCGAGCAACACCUCCACCGGUCACGCUGACUCCGGAGAACACCCACCAAGAGUUCGAACCAUGCGCUGCCACAGCGUCCUUCCUCCUGUACGCCCAGCGCAACCGCAUCCUCGUGCUCCAUCAUGACACCCUGUCGAUCGAACGAAGGUUAGACCUACAUAUCGAAGAUGUGCUAUGGAUCGUUGUGGACAAUGUCAGCGAAAGAGGGUCUGGGAGAUUGGCAGUCAGCUUCGAUGCUGGAAAGACGGCCAUUGUAUGGGAUAUCCUUAGCGGAGCAGAGGUCUCGCGAUUCUCUGCUUAUGAGCAUAUGAAAGUCGCUGCUUUCAUGCGUAACGGCAACAUCGCAUUUGGCAACGACCAGGGCAACAUCAUCUUGUUCGAGCCAUCGACGUCAGAACACAUCUCAGCUCGCACGAUUUUCGAUCCUAUUACAGCAAUCGCACCUGCUGCUGACUGUAGAACAUUCGCCAUCGGCUACCUCAAUGGUUCAAUACUCAUCGCGACACUCCAGCCGUCGUUCACGAUCCUACAUACACUGAACACAAAUCGUGCGCCUUCCAAGAUUACAGGCUUGGCAUGGCACGGCUCGUCGUCGAGGCAGAAGACUGAUAUGCUUGCAUCGCAAACAUACGAUGGCGAUCUGCGAGUGUGGAGCGUGCCAAAGGAAGGCGGUGAUGUUCCAAACAUCAUAAGAGUCUUGCAGUGUUCCGAAGUUCCAGUACCCGGAGCAUGCUGGUUUGCCUGGUCAAAGAAUGGUCGCCUCAUACAGUACUGUGAUGGUGAAACCCGAGCUUGGGACGUUCGCACGAAAAAGGUUACUUACGACAUAAUACCGACUAUCGAUGGUGUGGUGGGCAUAGCAAACUAUGGUCCAAGUGCAACGUUGUUCACACUAGGUCGCAACCACACAGUUCAACAGUACGACAUCAACCCGAGCAGUGUCCCAUUGCAAGUGGCGACAGCGCAGCAUGUGCCCGCCAAUACUCCACCAACACCCCCAACAACACUCGAAGAUCGGAGCAAGAUACAGGCCGAAUCAGGUGCCAGUCAACCUUACACCGACACAGAAAGCAGUGCCGAUGAAAGCACGAAUUUGUCUCCGCUGCAGAAGAUUGCACGGGAAAUGGAGUCUCUUGAUGCGCUAGAAUCAGAGAUACGUGACAAGGUGAUGCCAUUAAGCUCUCGGUCGAGCAACGCUGGAUCCAUCAGCUCAGGUGGUUCGAGUCACAAAGGUCGCAGACAGCGCAAAUACCUAUACGAUCGUCCAGACUCCUCCCGCGCAUCAACGAGCACCGGAUUCGAUGGCACCGAGUUCUCCUUUGGACCGCCUCCCAAAACUGGGCAUGAGAGCAUGUCAAUCCGAUCGACGACAUCAUGCAACUCUCAGGCGCCAGCACCAGCACCUUCCCUCCACAACAGGCGGCCCUCAUCAGGCUUACGCAAGGAGAUUCUCCAAAGUCCAGAGGAGAAGCAAGAUGGUGCGCCAUUUGAGUUGUUCCCGUGUGUCAAGGCUACACUGCGACAAGUUGCCUUCCGCACGCCACAUUACGGUGAGACUGCUCGUACGCCAGAGCUUCUGCAACGCGAAAUGCUCAGUGUUGUUUUCGGAUGGAACGAUGAUGCACGUUCCUUGGUACAUGAGGAACUUUCCCGUCACGGUGCUGGUUCUACGAACGGUGUUCUUCUAUCCAGAUGGCUCGGUGAUAUCAGCGCCGACCAGAUGGCUGCAUUGAUUGGAUCGAAAUCCAUGACCUCGUCAGACUGGAUGCUUCUCGCUUUGAGCUCGAUUGGACCGGACUCUCAAAAGAAAGCCAGCGAAGCUUUCAUCCAAAGAUUGCUCGAGAAGGGCGACAUUCACCCUGCUGUCGGCAUUCUGGUGGGCAUAGGAGAGAUCGACGAGGCCAUCGAAGUAUACGUCUCUCAGUCAGCCUGGAUGGAAGCCGUGCUGCUCAUCUGCCUGUACCGCGGCCACGACUGGCAGAGGACUUCCUGGCUACUUCGCAAGUGGGGCGAGAGUGCUGUCAUGAACGGCGAGGCAGAGCUGGCUGUACGAUGUUUCUCCUGCACGAGUAUAGAGACAUCAGCACCAUGGACAUCGCCCAGAGCCCAAGACGCUUGCAAUGUGGCACAGCACGAGCAACGAAGCCAGCCGCAAAGCGCAGGAGCCUUGUCAAGUCCUACCUACUCAUUACCCUCACGCUCUGGAUCUGGACGUUUGACACAAAAGAAUGCGUCGCUCAAGCUUAUCACUAGCUUUGGUGACAGAGGUGCUCCGUUGCAAACCAAUAUCAGGGAGCCCGGCAGUGCGAUAGAUCCGGCAACUGUAACCGCUGGAGUAACACCAAUUGGUGUUUCGGCUUUUCCAAUGUCACCAGGAGGACUUGAUCCAUUCAAGAACAAUUGGGUACGUACUGCUCGUGAUCCCACCUCCGCCAAAACAGCCACCCCGGGUGGAUACACAAGGAAGAAGCGUUUGCCGUCGAGACACGAUAUCGAACGUGCGAAACAGGAAGUCGUCGAGAUGGCUACACCGCUGACGGCAGCUCGCGACUUUGGUGGUGCUGAUGCUGCGUCACAAUCGGGUAGCAAGCGAUCGAACUCGGUGGGGAGUGUGCCCGAGCCUGCCACUGCCCUUCGUCCCAACACAUACGAUGCCGAGAAGUUGGCACCUCGCACGUUUGGAGAGCGAGCAGACCACCUGCCAUCACCAGCUCACAGUGCAUUCACUAGGCUCAGACAAGAGUCGCGCAAUCGCGGAGCCUCUAGAGAACGCAAUCAUGAUCGGUUGGCAGUCCAAGUCGUGCCGACGGUCUUCACUGACGAACUGUCGCCUACUAUGGAACGGAAUGAGGCCAUUGCGCAGAAUCGAACGGGCACUCUGAGCCCUCCACUCACUGGAGGAAGCUCCAAAGCCAGUGUGAAAUCCGCGAGGGCGACCGAUGAGUAUGUGAGCAGUGUCGAAGAGGCACGGAAUGUAGCUCGGCACGAGCGUGCAGAGAGUCGUCGAAGGACUGAAUCUCGAAAACCAGGCGAAAGCCGCUCCGGACGCACCAGAAGCCGCAUGCGAGAAGCCUCCGAGAAUCGCGGGUGCGACGUGAGGUAUAUCAAGCCUGCGAAGCGAUCGCCAUCUUCACCAGUGUCAAUGUCUCCAGAAGAGCUUGCAAAAGCACAGGCAGAGAAGUCUGAAGCAGCCACCACCGACGACGAGAACUUCUACAAGGUCGCCAGCCCCAUGAUGUCUCCAGUCGAAUCGCACAAGAGUGCCAGAUCUGGCAAGUCCGAUCCACGUGCUCGAAGAAGGGCGUCAGAGGACAAGACGGCAAUUCAACCACCACGUACUUCCAGCAGAGCGCCCCCCGAAGCACCGAAGGCUGAUACAAGCGGACGCGGCAGAAGCCAAACACGCACUCCAGGGCCUACGACAAGAUCACCUUCAUCUCCGUUACCAGUGCUUUCGGACAAGGCCUUUGUUCCGGAGGAAGAAACGCAAAGUGACGGCCAGCGCUUUCGCCUACGGACUCAAAGUGCUAGUCGCAAGGCGGGCGAUGAUCUACAGGCUCGCAGGGAGGCAAGUCGCACAAGGAGAGAACGAUCCACAAGCCGUAAGCCACCACGCAGGGAUGACUCCGAGUAUGGCAUUGCAACACAAGCAAUUCCAGAGGACGGCUACCUACCACAAGGAUCUCUCGCAUCGAUACCAUCUUCUAUCAACACGCACUCGACAGACAGCAAAAACAGCGGCCUCAGCAGAAAGGAGCUUGCAGCACAGGAGCUCGAAGAAAGGCGUUUGUCGCUUCUUCGUAGACCGUCCGCGCCUCAGGUCCCACAUCCAGGCCAGUUGCAGACCCAAGGACUCGCCAGACCAUCGCUGGCGCCACGAUCUAAUACCGACCUUGGAGACAGUCCCACUUCGUUUGGAAUAAUUCGAUCUCACACUAUAGAUGCCGACCAAAUGCAGAAGUAUGGCAGGAUCACUGGCACGUCCACACCUUCAGCGCCCAUUGGUCUGCCGGCGACUCCCAGGGCCAUGAGACAUCCGAAGUACAUGAGCUCCGACCCCAGCGACGACAUCCCUACUGUACCAGACAUACCUGGGAAGUUCAGCGAUCUGUCUCUGUCUGGUAGUAGCUUGAGUCAAGUCACUGGCUCCGCUCUGAGUCAAGUAUCCUCUGUCGUCUCGACUAACCCUCGGUACUCGUAUGGCAUGCAAUCUUCGAACCAGAUACCGAUCUCGUCGAGCAUGACCUCGGAGACGAACGAUUCUCUGGGACCACUUCUCCCGUCCAGUGUCUUCACUGCGGGCAGCAAGAGCAGUGGAGGACCUCGCUCGGCUACCGCGCCUCCGGAAAGCACAUCAGCGCCCGUUCAUCCUGCAUACAAGUCUGGCCUGUCGUCGACCGCCCGCCGUCUGUCUCACGUCCGCAAAAUCUCACCUCCCGAUGUGAUGCUAUCCACAGAGGGCGCACAGGACUACAGCAUAGAGGCCGCCCUCUACAGCCCUGAUGCAAACGGGGUCAUCAUAAUCCCAGAGACUCCAGUGACUGACGAGCCAGCAUCGGUCAUGCCUGAGCUGCAGCACCUCGCCAUGCCGCCUCCGCCUCCGCCGCCUCCGUCAAUGUUCUCACAGCCAUCAAGUAGCGCGUCUGGCAUGAUCAGUAUUGCCAUUGACGAGAACGCUCCCACAAGCGCGGUCGAGACCCACGCUCCUGCCUUACCACAAGCACCACCAAUUCCACAGCCAAGAUCUGCAACGUCCUCGCCAACAGCACAUCGCCGCAACCAAGGCAGUAUCAGCGAAGGCUUUGGCGCCCGCUUCCGUGGUCUAGGUGAUCGCAUGCGCAGCUCUUCACGCAACCGCACAAAGUCGCCUCAAACCGACAAGGGCGUGGCGCCAUACGAGAGCUUCCCAAUGCCGACGCAGACUCAUCCCGCGGAACGACAGCCAUCAGGCCCAGCACCGUACGAGAGUGUCCAGAUGCCAAACCGUGCUCAGUCACCGUACGAACAGGCCAUGGCAGCACAAAAGGGCCGAGACCGCAGACCAUCUUUUGGUGUACCAGCGUCCCCACAGCAGGGCCUGAAUGAGCAAAGCAUCCCUCCCAACAGUCUACCCGGAAGCCGAAAUGGAUACAGGAACCCGAAAGAGAUUCGCGCGAACAUGCCCCCUGACUAUGUGCAGCAUGGAGUGUAUCCUCCCGGCGGUGGGUUCCUCUAA
Messenger RNA from Fulvia fulva, 5319 nucleotides. RefSeq lists its product as uncharacterized. The coding region runs from base 1 to 5319 and encodes 1772 amino acids. The record is from RefSeq and is a predicted model, not a curated record. Gene Ontology annotation, biological process: positive regulation of transcription by RNA polymerase II. Gene Ontology annotation, cellular component: nucleus. NCBI's taxonomy places the organism in Eukaryota, Fungi, Ascomycota, Dothideomycetes, Mycosphaerellales, Mycosphaerellaceae. The transcript is spliced from 2 exons. Gene Ontology annotation, molecular function: transcription factor binding.